Abrus precatorius (Indian licorice) is the source of this 640-nucleotide messenger RNA. RefSeq names its product HVA22-like protein f. NCBI's taxonomy places the organism in Eukaryota, Viridiplantae, Streptophyta, Magnoliopsida, Fabales, Fabaceae. The record is from RefSeq and is a predicted model, not a curated record. The coding region runs from base 57 to 533 and encodes 158 amino acids. The transcript has 5 exons.
AUCGCGAUCUUAAACAUACUCACCACAAAAGAUCUUAUUUACUCAUCUUCUUCAUCAUGGGCCUCCUUGGAACAAUGGCAAGACAUUUGGACACAGUAAUAGGGCCUGGAGUAAUGCUUCUUUAUCCUUUAUACGCAUCAAUGAGGGCAAUUGAGACUCCUUCAACCUUAGAUGAUCAGCAGUGGCUAACAUAUUGGGUUUUGUACUCCUUCAUCACCCUCUUUGAACUUUCAUGUUUCAAGAUUCUAGCAUGGUUUCCAAUUUGGCCAUACCUGAAGCUUGUGUUUUGCCUCUGGUUGGUAUUGCCAAUGUUCAAUGGAGCUGCUUACAUGUAUGUGAAGUACGUGAGAGAAUAUGUCAAAAAUAUAGGAAACUACUAUGGAAAUUCUAAGUAUCCUGAGGAGCAAAAGAAAGUUCUUGAGAUGAUGAGUUUGGAUGCAAGGAAUGCUGUUGAACGUUAUAUAGAUACAUAUGGCUCUGAUGCCUUUGAGAGAGUAAUCAAAGCAGCUGAUAAAGAAGCAAGGAAGCACUGAAGAUUAAUUUGACAAAAUUGAUACUUUCAGGAUUUAUAUAUAUUGUAAUCAUUGCUGUGUAUGAAUGAGUGAGUCUCAGAAUUACCGUUUGAUUAAAAUGACACCAA